Molecule: messenger RNA, 906 nt
Organism: Adineta steineri
Lineage: Eukaryota; Metazoa; Rotifera; Eurotatoria; Adinetida; Adinetidae
Source: the annotation of a GenBank genome assembly
AUGUCGUCAGCUUAUUCAUUUACUGGUGGUAGUUUACGUUUAAAAAGCGAUUCAUCAAGUGCAGUUCAAGGUGGAAAAGUAGCAAAAAAAAAUAAACAUAAAUCGAAAUCGAAAUCAAAAUCAUCGACUAUUGUUGAAGCACCAUCAUCAAAAAUGGAACAUGUUGCAUCAACAAUAAAAACAAGUUCAAUUGAUCAACAUGGUCCACCACGUCGUGAUCUUCGUACACCAGCUGAAAUUGCUUAUGAUCAAGCCAUGGCUAAACGUGCUGAAGAAAAAGUUCUACAAAAAGCAGCUAAAUCACAUAAGGAACAAGUUGAAGAACUUAAUUCUUAUUUAGAUAAACUUACAGAAUAUAAUGAUAUUCCGAAAAUUGGUAAAAUGUCACGAUCUAUGGAUGAUGAUUUUACUUAUUUUGUUAAAAUUAUUGAUGAUAAUGAUGAACGAUAUUAUCUUAAAAGUUCAAUUGAUGAAAGAACAAAUACAAUUAUGAUGCAAUUAACAAAUUUAAAAGUUGGAUGGAUUGGAACAUUAACUCAACAACAAGUGAAAAUGUUAGCAAAAAGAUUUCCACCGGAACAAUUCGAUACAUUUUAUUCACAUACACAACGUGCUUUUUCCAAAGGAAAUCAUUCUGAAGCUGAUGGAAAAACUUAUGUCUUUCAUUGUAAAAAAAGUGAAAAAAAUCGACUUGAGUUUGUAUGGAAACAAAUGGUUGAUGAUCUUAAUUCAUUGAAAAUCAUAGGAAGUGCCGAACUUCAAGAACGACCUAUUGAAGAAAUAUUAGCUAAAAUGAUGGAUCAUGCUAUCGAUGAAAUGGAAACAUUACGAUCGAUAAGUGAAGAAAAAAUUUAUGAAAUUCAACGUAUUAAUGGUCAAUUAAAUAAAGCUCUUGAAGUAAAUUAA